Molecule: messenger RNA, 1068 nt
Organism: Trichomonas vaginalis G3
Lineage: Eukaryota; Parabasalia; Trichomonadida; Trichomonadidae
Exons: 1
Coding region: 1-1068 (355 amino acids)
Source: RefSeq, a predicted model, not a curated record
AUGAGUGAAAGUGGCAAAAUUCGGCGUCGCGUAAAGAAAGUGACCCAAGAUGGUGAGGUACAAAAAGUUCAUAUUCGUGUAAAGAAGCCAAGGGCUCUUGAUGAGAACGGAAACUACCUUCCUCAUAAGCAUCAUCAUACAAAUACAAUAACGGAUACAUUCACAGAAGUUUCAAUGAUUCCAUAUCAAACAAAUGAUCUUACUGCAAUCAAUACUCAAACCGUAACUGAUGAUUACAAUUAUAAUAAUAAAAAGAAUAGCGUUGAAAUUAAAUUACCACAUCAAAACAGCACUGACACUAAAUCCGAACGUAGCACCCGCUCACAUAAGAAAUAUUCUGCAAAAGCUUUACAAGUUUUUGAAGAACUUGAACCUGGAUGGGUUGAAACGAGAAUAACACAGAAGAGAUUCCUUAAGCAUGAUUCUGAUGAUGAAUUUGCUGUUUUUACACAAGAACCAGAGUCAACAAUCGUUGAUACUGUUCAUUCAACACAAACUCUCUCUCAAACCCAAGAACUUAUGGUUACAACAAAUACAAUCGAUUUCGGAGAUGUUAUGGAUGAUCCAUUCUUCAACGAAAUUCAGCAAGGAAUUUUGGCAGAAAGAGAAGCCAGAAUUCAGGCUAAGAUACGUGCUAAAGAAGGAACAUUUACUGAUGAUUCUGUUGCUUCGAUUACAAAGACAAUGGAUAUUGAAGAAGAUAUUCCACAUUAUAGACUUUAUCCAAAGUCAACAUGCCCAGAGAAAUACAGAUUAGAGUCAGAAUAUUCUAUUAUCUCAGAACCACCAUAUCGUAGCCAGAGUGAUAUGACAGAAGUUGAAAUUUUAGUUGAAGCUAACCCAGAAACAGCUGAUUAUAUUGAAGCAGAUUCUAAUGAAGAAAGAGUAGAAAUAUUUGUUGAACAAACUGCUUCUACCAGCGAUGUUGUUCAAAUUAAUCCACAACUUCGUGAGUCUUUAAGUAAUGCACAAUCAGAUGAUAGACAAGAUUCAGAUGAAUUACAUUCAUUUAGUGGUUAUGAAACGGGCGAAGAAGAAGAAUAUUAUUAUUCAGAAUCAGAGAAUUGA